This is a messenger RNA of Helianthus annuus (common sunflower), 2063 nucleotides long. Its product is annotated as RNA demethylase ALKBH9B. Gene Ontology annotation, biological process: mRNA catabolic process. Gene Ontology annotation, molecular function: demethylase activity; mRNA binding. The transcript has 6 exons. The record is from RefSeq and is a predicted model, not a curated record. The coding region runs from base 172 to 1644 and encodes 490 amino acids. NCBI's taxonomy places the organism in Eukaryota, Viridiplantae, Streptophyta, Magnoliopsida, Asterales, Asteraceae.
GUUUUCCUAACCGCCCAACAAGACCCUCUUAGAUUUCGAAAUGUAUGUUCCUUGAGGCCUACUCAAUAAACUUGCCGAUAAAGCAACUCUUCCACCCCCUUUUCCUCUCCACCACAAACCCCAAUCGCUUCAAUCCACCACAAACCCACCACGGUAACUACUUCCGCCACCAUGAUCAACGGCGGCGUUACCCUAAAUCAACCACCGGAGGACGAAAUUGACCCCUUUUUACAAGGGUACAACCCUAGCGAUCUUCGAACUGCCUCAGAGUUUCUGUCUAAUUGGCUGCCGUUUCUCACUAAAGACCUCUGCGAUCACUGCACCGACCUUAUCUCUGAUCGUGUUCGUUCUAUUAAUCCAGGUGAGAUGCAAGUUUCAACAAGUCAAAGGGAAACGAAUGGGUAUAACGAAGAUAACCACGAUAUCAACGACACUGAAGAUACAAACUCGUUGGGUAGCUGGAAAGAGGGAGCGAACGGGGCAUCAGAACACGUUGAAGAAAUUUCACGAACCGAAACGGUUCAAUCACCAGAGCGCGUUAAAAGCCCUAGGCCACGAAUGUCAUGGGCUGACAUGGCACAAGAGGAAUUAGAUGCCGACGAAGAAGUCGAAGCAAGCGGGAAAGUCGGUAAUUAUAGUGGUCGAUUGGGAGAAACGAGCGAACCGAAGCCUACCCGAAAGCCAGAAUUGUCAAGAGAACAAAGGGAACGUAUUCGUUUUAAUAACGUUAAACGAAAGAAAGAUUUUAUUUGUUUGGAGAGAGUUAAUGGCAAAAUCGUGAAUAUUCUUGACGGACUUGAGCUCCAUUGUGACGUAUUCAGCACGGUGGAGCAGAAGAAGAUUGUUGAUUGUGUUUAUGAUCUUCAAGAGAAAGGAAAGAAUGGAAAAUUAAAAGAACGUACGUUCACCGCUCCUCAUAAAUGGAUGAGGGGAAAAGGGCGCGUUACUAUCCAAUUUGGAUGUUGUUACAACUAUGCAACCGAUAGAAACGGUAACCCGCCGGGGAUACUGCAAAACGAGCUAGUAGAUCCGAUACCUCCGCUCUUCAAACUUAUUAUCAAACGAUUGAUAAAAUGGCAUGUUCUUCCUCCUACGUGUGUACCCGACAGCUGUAUAGUAAACAUUUACGAUGAGGGUGAUUGCAUCCCGCCUCAUAUCGAUAAUCACGACUUUCUUAGGCCGUUUUGCACGGUAUCGUUUCUUAGCGAGUGCAAUAUAUUGUUUGGAACCAACUUGAAAAUAGAGGGUCCCGGGGAGUUUUCUGGUGCUUUUGAGAUACCGUUACCGGUUGGAUCUGUUCUUGUUCUAAACGGAAACGGUGCAGAUGUUGCCAAACACUGUGUGCCAGCAGUUCCUACCAAAAGGAUCUCAAUUACAUUUAGAAAAAUGGACGAGUCGAAACACCCAGCCGGGUUUAUUCCAGAACCAGAUUUACAAGGACUCGAGCCGCUGAUGUAUGAUACAGACAAGCCUAAAGGCGGUUCAAAUGUAUACAGACCGAACCGUCCCUCAAAUAGGCAAAAUAUGAGAAGAGAUGAUAUAAAUGACGGCUCACGAGGACAUUCACAGCCUCGGUUUUACGGUCAAACUAGACAGCAAGGUCCUAGUUUUGCAAAUGGAAGGAGAACCAGGUUAGAAUAUUAAUCUGGGCUUAAAACAAUACAAAAUAUCGAAAAAGUAUGAAGCGAUUUUGUUUGCUGAUUGGAUAUGAACAUGAAGAAAUAUCAACUACAAGAAGAUUUGUUAGUGUGUUUUUUGUGAUGAAGUUGUGUACGUGUAACCUCGUUGAAGUUGUAAUUCGAGUGUAACCUCAUUGAAGUUGUAAUUCGAGUGUAACCUCGUUGAAGUUGUAAUUCGAGGGUAACCUCGUUGAAGUUGUAAUUCGAGUGCCUGCUUGGGAAGCUAGUGUGGUUUGAUUUCAUGGGUUUGAUUUGAAUGAUGAUCAAGAACAAAGUGUGUGUUAUAAUGAUGUUAUAUGAAUUGUAAACAGGGGUCUCAAAGAGAUUUAGAUGUUAUAAAAUAUUAGAAAGACAAUAUUUUUUCUAUAUAUUUUUUUAAAUUUA